GGAGAGAGUAAAAGCGGGAGGGUGGUGGAGACAUGGGGAGAGAAAGAGGACCUGGGAGGGAGAGAGGCGGGGAGAGGCAGAGUCCCAAGGAGAUCUGGAGAGACAGAGGAAGACACGGGAAAGUGGCAGAGAAGGAACCGGGGCACACAGCAUUUGGAACUCGUUGGGUUCCCAGAGGUUAGGGGAAUCCCCAUUCCUGUGUGGUCUCAGCCUUCCAGCUCUUCCAUGGUUUUCCCCCGGGGCUUCAAAGAGAAGAAGGAGGAGGCGGCCGUGGAGAGAAGGAGCUGGAGUGGGUGGGCGAGUCAGGGUUCUUCUCCCCAUCCUCCUGAGACAUGCCUCACCCGCCUUCCCAGGAUGCAGCAACAGGUGGAGACCCUGUGCUCCUCCACCGCCGGCAACCCCAGCAUGCACAGGGAGGCAGGAGCCUUCCUUGUGGACAUUGAGACCCUAGAGGAGACGCAGACUCGGAGCCUGGGCAGGCCUGUCAGAUCCUCGAAGCAGUACCUGCGUCAGGUCAUUGCAGAAUACGAGGCGCUGGACCGAGAGCUACCAUGCCUCCGGAGGUUUCCCACACCACCCGCUGCCCAGCCUCUCUGUCUGUGCAUGGAGACCUCACCCCAGGAGGACUUUACCCAUCUGGAGGUGCUGGAGGCUCUGGAGGCCGAGUUCCCCGGAGCCAUGGAGAGCGGGCGCGUGGCCAGUAUCCGUUUUGAAAAUACGAACGUCAUCUGUGGGACGGCGGGGUGCCGGGACAGGUGGCUCAUCACGGUCGCGGACUUCCAGACCCGCUCGCGUCUGCUGCGCUGCGGCCUCCGCCUCCGCGGGCUCGAGCACCCGCUGGUGCGCCACGACGAGCUGCUGCUGGCCGAUUACCGCCUGCACCUGCGCCGCUCCCUGGUCCGGCGGCGCAUGCUCGAGGCCCUGGGGGCGGAGCCGACCGCGGAAGUCUAACGCUCGGGGGGCGGGCCCCGGCUGCGCUUGCACGCCGCCCAGCUGGCUCGGGCUACCCACCCAGAACCCCCGAGGGUAGGGGGCGUUGCCUCCCCAGGAAGGAGGCGGGGCCGGCUCGAGGGGGGUGGAUACUGUGAGUUUAAUUAUAAAGAAUGACCUGGUACAAAAGCCAUUUCUCUCUGCAAAAUCUUGGUGGGGAGUCAGGGCGAGGGAGGUGACGGGGGGGGGGGAUGGGGGGGUAGGGAUGAACCCCCGUAAUAUAAUCCCGCCUCCCUCAUCUUCCCCCGGUCCCUGCAAACGGACGCCUGGGUCCCGAUCCCUUGAGGGAUGAACUGAGAGGCUCGCGAGAGGGAAGACCCGGGUGGGCGCCGGGGGCUUUCAACCCAUGCCAAUCCCUGUCUCAGCGAGAACCUGACGUCCUCAUCCUCCCCCCUCCUUUUUUCUUCUCCCACCCCCCUUGGAAGACAAUUCUCGGGCUUUUAUUUCAGGUUUUUUUUCUGGAUUUUUUUUUUUUUGUUGUUGUUGUUGUUGGUGUGUGUGUGUGUUCUAGGGUUUUUUUUUUUUUUUGUAUUUUGUAUUUUCAUUAUUGUUCCUCUUUUUGCUUUAUCCUCUCCACCCC
Molecule: messenger RNA, 1570 nt
Organism: Felis catus (domestic cat)
Lineage: Eukaryota; Metazoa; Chordata; Mammalia; Carnivora; Felidae
Gene: CE2H19orf81
Product: chromosome E2 C19orf81 homolog
Exons: 5
Coding region: 226-951 (241 amino acids)
Source: RefSeq, a predicted model, not a curated record